UGGACGAUCCACGACUCGUACGACGAGCAAAGCCGUUCUAUUAUGGUCACAAUGGCUUUUUGGAGGGUCCCACAGAUCCAGAACAAAUCAAUGAGGCAAACCUGGCUGACGCGGUGGAGAGGCAUCGGAGGGCACUGUUCGUACUCGAGCACAAGAAACGUGAGGUUCCGGAGUUCGAGACAAUGAAGGCUGCAGUCGAGAAACCUGACGACCUCACCACUGUGAACGAACAGCUGGCAGCUUUAAGAGCACAGCACGAAGAUGAUUUGGAACGACUCUACGCGCUACAAGUGCAGGACUACAUGCAAGAGGCGAUGGACAAGCAUUUCUCGAGGGAGGACGAACCACUGCCUGAUCCAGAAGAUGAAGCCCAGCUUCAAGACCUGUAUCACGGGGGGACGGCAGAGUCCUUCCAAGAGAAGGAAUGGGCUAGCGAUUUCGAACAGAUGCGUUACGCCUACCUCACUCAGCUCGUUGCUCUCGAAAAACGACGUGUCGAACUUGAGAAAGAGGAAGAAAUAGCGCGUCGCCGACGCGAUGCCAUGUUCCCUCUUACCAAGGACGACUUCUUCAGCAAGCCGAUCGAUAUAAGGUAUCGCGUGGCGCGGUUCCUGGUCUCCGAGAACGCGAAGCAGGAGAAGAUGCUUGCGGAUUUUGGAUGGGCGUGGCGGCAAGUCUCACACCUGCAGCAUAUAUAUAGGAGCGAUGAGGCAUUUGCUGGAGAGAUCCGAGGCUUGAUUGUCGCUGAACAGGCUAAACGAUAGC
Cyclocybe aegerita is the source of this 765-nucleotide messenger RNA. The record is from the annotation of a GenBank genome assembly. Lineage: Eukaryota; Fungi; Basidiomycota; Agaricomycetes; Agaricales; Hemipholiotaceae.